Molecule: messenger RNA, 478 nt
Organism: Solanum verrucosum
Lineage: Eukaryota; Viridiplantae; Streptophyta; Magnoliopsida; Solanales; Solanaceae
Product: ethylene-responsive transcription factor ERF098-like
Exons: 1
Coding region: 11-478 (155 amino acids)
Biological process (GO): regulation of DNA-templated transcription; ethylene-activated signaling pathway
Molecular function (GO): DNA binding; DNA-binding transcription factor activity
Source: RefSeq, a predicted model, not a curated record
GACCAAGGUGAUGGAGAACGAAGAUCAAAGAGGAAGAAGAGAGAACAAAUAUCGAGGCAUACGACGAAGACCAUGGGGAAAAUAUGCAGCGGAGAUACGUGAUCCUAAUAGGAAUGGUGCACGUCUAUGGUUAGGUACUUUUGAAACAGCUGAAGAAGCGGCUAGAGCUUAUGAUAGAGCUGCCUUUUCUUUAAGGGGCCAUCAAGCCAUUCUCAACUUCCCUAAUGAUGGACAUUAUCAUAUCAAUAAUAAUACUAAUGUACCUCUAGGUCUUGGAUCGAGCUAUAACGUUCCAUCUACAAUGGUGAACAAUAUGAACAUGUCCUCUUCUUCUGCUUCUGCUUCGGCUUCGGCUUCUUCUAAUCAUCGACUUGAUCAUGGAGAGAAGGUUGAAUUUGAGUAUUUGGAUAACAAUCUUCUGGACGAGCUUCUUGCUUCACAAGUUCAUCGCCAUGAUAAUAAACGUCCUAAGUUUUAG